AACCCUGCGCUUUGUUUGCAAUUGUGGAAGCUGAGUCGGCUUUUGAUAAAAUUCACCGUAGGCGUUUUUAAUAAUUUGUGAAUUGAAUCUAUCGUAGUUCCAAAAUGGGUGUGGAAACCAAGAGUGGUAGCAGUAAUCUCGUUUCGGCAGUGAUAUCCUGCAUACUGAGUUUGGUCAUAUUCGCCACUAUGCGGUUCUAUUCCGGUUGGAUCACAGAUACCCAAAUGAAUACAAUUAUUGGUGGAUUCAUUGGUUCGUGGUUAUUUGUGUUCGCGCUUACCGCUGUGUCGAAUAUGGAAAUGCUUGUAUUCGGCAAUGACUUCCAAGCCAAGUUCAUACCGGAAAUAUUGACUUGCUUAUCGCUGGCUACAGUGGCAUCCGGGGUGGUACAUCGAGUUUGUGCCACAACAUGCAUUAUAUUUUGUAUCGGCGCUUUGUACUUUAUAAAUCGCAUAUCUAAUAAAUAUCACAAUAAAAAUGCUAUUGCCGUAGAGCAAGCGCCUGUUCGGCGGGGCGGGGGCAAGAAAAAUAAGUAAAGCGUUUACAUCUAGUGGCCAACUACAUUUUGCAAACGAUAUGCCUUAAGCGUACUUGUGUUGGCCAUGUCUUUUUAAGUAUUUAUUUAAAAAUUAAAUUGUAUUACUCAUCUCAGUGAACAUUCGUAAAUAUGCCUUCUUAAGCCUGCAAUCUUGUUAAGUUAAACUUUUUGUAAAAUUUUAAUUAAGAAAAUAAAAAAUUAUACUUAACUUGUCAU
Messenger RNA from Rhagoletis zephyria (snowberry fruit fly), 754 nucleotides. RefSeq names its product protein KRTCAP2 homolog. Gene Ontology annotation, biological process: protein N-linked glycosylation. Lineage: Eukaryota; Metazoa; Arthropoda; Insecta; Diptera; Tephritidae. The record is from RefSeq and is a predicted model, not a curated record.